Molecule: messenger RNA, 396 nt
Organism: Peronospora belbahrii
Lineage: Eukaryota; Oomycota; Peronosporomycetes; Peronosporales; Peronosporaceae
Source: the annotation of a GenBank genome assembly
AUGGGUGUUCGUACUAAGACCGUAAAAGGCUCAGCCGUGAAGAUUAUUGAAAAGUACUACUCACGUCUUACUCUUGACUUUGAUACAAACAAACGAGUGUGCGAUGAGGUUGCAAUCAUUCCAUCAAAGCGCAUGCGCAAUAAGAUUGCAGGAUAUAUUACGCACCUCAUGAAGCGCAUCCAACACGGUCAGGUGCGUGGCAUCUCGCUCAAGUUGCAGGAAGAAGAGCGUGAACGUCGUUUGGACUUUGUUCCAGAAGUCUCAGCCAUUGAUACGGAAAAUAUCGAGAUUGAUAACGAUACCAAGGACUUGCUCGCUCACUUGGAUCUCAAGUUGGCUGGUGUGCAUGUGCCUCAGCCAAAGGCCCGUGAACAGCACCAUCACCAUCGUGACUAG